CAUCAGAUAGCGUCCGAGAUGGAUACGGCCGCGCAAGUGACAGCAACUGCAUAGCUCCGCCUUCUGGUACCUCACAGUCAACAAAGACUCAUCAACAUCAGCAUCAAGACAAGGAAAUGUGGACGGCACCAACUGGAGAAGGCUCCAUUGAAAUGGGAGAGCACAAUGAUCCUGGAUAUGUUGCAGUUAGGGAACCAAAUUCACCUAGGGUGGUGGAUAACUUCGAGAAAGUCUCAAUCCUGCCCCUUGUCUUCCUCAUCUUCUAUGAGGUAUCUGGAGGUCCAUUUGGUAUCGAGGAUUGUGUCCAGGCUGCUGGUCCCCUUCUAGCGCUUAUCGGAUUCUUGGUCUUUCCAUUCAUUUGGAGUGUUCCUGAGGCCUUGAUUACUGCAGAGAUGGGUACCAUGUUCCCUGUGAAUGGGGGUUAUGUGGUUUGGGUUUCUUCUGCCCUGGGUCCAUAUUGGGGGUUUCAACAAGGAUGGAUGAAAUGGUUAAGUGGAGUCAUUGAUAAUGCUUUGUACCCUGUUCUGUUUCUGGACUACUUGAAGUCUGGAAUACCAGCUUUAGGUGGUGGACUUCCAAGAAUUGUGGCAGUGCUAGCUUUGACAUUUUUCCUCACUUACUUGAACUAUAGGGGUUUAACCAUUGUGGGAUGGGUUGCUGUACUCUUAGGGAUUUUCUCAAUCAUUCCUUUUGUGGUUAUGGGGUUUGUGGCAAUUCCCAAGUUGAAGCCUUCAAGAUGGAUAGUGGUGAGUCUACACAAUGUGGACUGGAAUCUGUAUUUGAACACUCUCUUUUGGAAUCUGAACUAUUGGGAUUCAAUAAGUACACUUGCUGGCGAGGUGCAGAACCCGAAGAAGACUCUCCCCAAGGCUCUUUUUUAUGCUUUGAUUUUGGUUGUUGUUGGAUAUUUCUUCCCCCUUUUGAUUGGUACUGGGGCAGUUCCACUUGAUCGUGAGUUGUGGACUGAUGGUUACUUCUCUGAUAUUGCAAAAAUUGUUGGAGGUGUUUGGUUGAGGUGGUGGAUCCAAGGGGCUGCAGCCAUGUCAAAUAUGGGGAUGUUUGUUGCUGAAAUGAAUAGCGACUCUUUCCAACUUCUAGGGAUGGCAGAAAGAGGGAUGCUGCCCGCAUGUUUUGGUAAGCGGUCUCGUUAUGGAACCCCGGUCAUUGGCAUUAUUUUCUCAGCUUCUGGAGUCCUUUUGCUAUCUUGGCUAAGCUUUCAAGAGAUCAUAGCUGCAGAAAACUUUUUGUACUGUGUUGGAAUGAUUUUGGAGUUUAUAGCAUUUAUACGAUUACGGAUGAAGUACCCCGCUGCAUCUCGGCCUUACAAGAUUCCAAUUGGAACAGUUGGAGCCAUUCUUUUGUGCAUUCCACCAACCCUACUAAUUGGUGUUGUAUUGGCUCUUUCUCAACUCAAGGUUGUGGUUGUGAGUCUUAUAGCUAUAGUAAUUGGUCUUCUGAUGCAGCCCUGUCUCAAAUAUGCUGAGAGGAAGAGGUGGAUGAAGUUCUCCAUCAGUUCCGAUCUCCCAGAUCUUCAGGGUGCAAAUCAGGAGAGUGCCAACUCCUUGAUAUAUUAGGAAGUUUGGAAAAUGUUGUCACUGAUUUAGCAAUAUGUUAAUUGUUGCAAUAGCUAGUUAUCAUCUUUGUUUUAAGA
Messenger RNA from Argentina anserina (silverweed cinquefoil), 1651 nucleotides. Its product is annotated as probable polyamine transporter At1g31830. The transcript is spliced from 2 exons. The coding region runs from base 117 to 1574 and encodes 485 amino acids. Gene Ontology annotation, cellular component: membrane. The record is from RefSeq and is a predicted model, not a curated record. Gene Ontology annotation, molecular function: transmembrane transporter activity. NCBI's taxonomy places the organism in Eukaryota, Viridiplantae, Streptophyta, Magnoliopsida, Rosales, Rosaceae. Gene Ontology annotation, biological process: transmembrane transport.